This is a messenger RNA of Symbiodinium sp. CCMP2592, 1641 nucleotides long. The record is from the annotation of a GenBank genome assembly. NCBI's taxonomy places the organism in Eukaryota, Dinophyceae, Suessiales, Symbiodiniaceae.
AUGGCUGCAUCUUUCAAGGAAGACGAGGUGAACAUGCCAGUGAUGCGAGAGUCAGGAAGCGAUGGUACUGAUCCGGAUGACGAGGCGCAGAGCACUGGUACUGACCUAGUGGAAGAUGCGACCGCGCAAGCUGGAAGUACGCUGGAAGCAAAACUUCAGAUGACAGCAGUGGCGCAUCUCAUCGCCCGGCAAGAGCUUACACGCCCUGAAGUCUUGCGGACGACACCCGCGAGGCGCGUGCUCUCGUGCUUCUGCCGCGUGCUUCGUGACGGAGCCUACUCGAGCGACCUUUACAAGUACAGCGCUUCCAGCACCGAGAUUCCCCAAUUUUGGUCGCAUUCCUGGCAUGGCCGCACCUCGAACAAGAUCAUGUUGCUUCUCACAGUGUUCAAUGGAUUCCCAGCCUCUGUUCUGGGAAGCCUGGCCGUGCUAUUCUGCUUGCUUUGGUCCCGCGGUCGCGGAAAGGGACACGCCCUUGCUAUGGCAGUGGGCCUUGUCGUGUCCGUCCUGGCCUGCCUUUUCUGGCGCCCGCAAAGGCGGGUGUUCCUGGACAAGAUCUGCAUACAUCAGACAGAUUCUGUUUUGAAGGCCGAGGGAGUCUUCAAUGUCGCUGCCAUGUUGAAGCACUCGACAUCCAUGAUGGUCUGUUGGGACACCACCUACAUACACAGGCUCUGGUGCGUGUUGGAGAUUGCGGCCUUCUUGAAAAGCCAUGGUAGCAGCGCGAAGCUGCACAUCAAGCCGCUGCUUUGGGGAUUCACAGCAGUCUUCUCGUUCGUGGGUCUCACAACCUUCUUUGGAUUGCUGUUAGUCUUCGAGGUGGACAGACCGACCCAGCAACCCCCCGAUGAGGAUCAAUCUCUUUUGAGCAUCGUGCUGCCAUUAGCGGUGGUGCCCAUUGCAGCUCUGUGCCUCGCCUGGGUCGCCGCAACUCUCCGCGCACAUUUCCGCGACACAGAAACAGUCCUGGCACAGCUGCGCGGGUUUUCUUUUGAGCGGGACCCUGUCUGUCAUUGCUGCUCGGUCAACCACACCAGCCCAACAACUGGCACACCGAUGCCCUGUGACAGAGAACUCCUCGCAGCAUGCGUGGCUUUGUGGUUCGGAUCCGUGGCUGACUUCGACACCUAUGUCCAGCAGGACGUUGCCGCAGCCUUUGAAGAAAACCUCGGGCAAUUCGGAGUUCCAUACUCCUGGAUCGUCGGCAGCACCGUUCCCGUGCUUUGGUGGGCGCCUAUGUACAGCUGGAAUUACACCCUGAAUCCGGACGGCAGCUUUCUGCGCGGCACAGUGAGAGACAACAUGCUUGGUGCGGCGACAAUCAUGUAUUGGGUCGCCGUUUGGUGGUUGCUAUGCAUCCCGAUGAUAUUCUUGUUCUGGCAAAAGAUCCUCCGAAAAGGUCGCCGACGACGAAGUCGCGUGUGGCAGGAGGUGCUCAUCAACCUCGCAUGUGGCAUCUCUGUCGGCCUGAUCUACACGAUCGUACAGCUUCUGGACGUGUCGGGCCUCUUAGCGUGGCAGUACCUCCUCGGUGAGGACUUCUAUUUAGAAGCCUGGCUGGCAAGCUCGUCCUGUCUCAUGGUGAUCCUCCUGUGCCUUCUCCACGGCCAGGGCUUGAAGCUUCUCUGCCGCCCAAAUUGA